Pelobates cultripes (western spadefoot toad) is the source of this 11225-nucleotide messenger RNA. The record is from the annotation of a GenBank genome assembly. Lineage: Eukaryota; Metazoa; Chordata; Amphibia; Anura; Pelobatidae.
GUGGAGCUGAGAGCUGGGCGGGGUUUACAGGUUGGCAGGUGCUGCAUACGGUAGACAGGUGAGUCUCCAUUCCCAUAACUCUCAGCCAGCAUUGUGCUAGGCAGGGAGAGGGUCACAGGUUAUCCAGAAUAUUCCCACCGCCCAUAGCCUCUCCAGCCUGCAGGGUGACAGUAUGGGCAUGGGGGGGGCUCCUGAUCCCCAGACUGGCCCAACAGGAAACCUCAGACAGCCUGUCUGUGAAAUCUGACUCAGACUAUAAGGGACAGGCAGCACUCUCGUACAGCUCUCUCAUUCAAAACAUUUAGCUUUGAGUGAGACCGUUGCCUCACUGUCCAGGCUGAAAAAUGUCAGUCAAUCUUACACUCCAGGGGGGGCUCUGAUCUAACCAAUCAGUGUCCUAUCCCUAGGAAUGCUGGAAAACUGCAUUGGACAUGCCUGAAAGGUUUGAGUCUGGAAGAUCUCUUCACCUUGGAAUAUCCUGAUAGGGGAAGAAGAGAGGGAUUCAGGCAGAACAGUCUCCACUGUCAUAGAAACAUAGAAUAUGACGGCAGAUAAGAACCAUUCAGCCCAUCUAGUCUGCCCAAUUUUCUAAAUACUUUCAUUAGUCCCUGGCCUUAUCUUAUAGUUAGGACAGCCUUAUGCCUAUCCCACGCAUGCUUAAACUCCUUUACUGUGUUAACCUCUACCACUUCAGCUGGAAGGCUAUUCCAUGCAUCCACUACCCUCUCAGUAAAGUAAUUCUUCCUGAUAUUAUUUUUAAACCUUUGCUCCUCUAAUUUAAGACUAUAUCCUCUUAUUGUGGUAGUUUUUCGGGUUUCUGUUUCUCUGUUGUGUUAGUCAUUUCCCUGUUUCUGUCAUAGUUGAAACAUAGUUGAGUUAGAGACUUAUUUCUAUUUGGCUAUUUUGACCUUAAAGGACCACUGUAGGCACCCAGACCACUUCAGGUCAGUGAAGUGGUCUGAGAGCCAGGUCCCCCUAGUUUUAACCAUGCAGGUGAAAACAUGUUUACAUUGAGGGUUAAUCCAGACAGCCACUAGAGGCCACUUCUGCAAUUCUCAAUCACACUGAGAUGACGCUGGACGUCCAUAGAAAAGCAUUGAGUAAUGCUUUCCUAUUGGUGGUUUGAAUGCAUGUGCGGCUCUGGCCGGACAUGCGCAUUCGGAGCUGACGUCGGCAGGGGGAGGAGAGGUCACCAGUGCCAGACUAAAUUAAAGGGACACUAUAGUCACCUGAACAACUUUAGCUUAAUGAUGCAGUUUUGGUGUAUAGAACAUGCCCCUGCAGCCUCACUGCUCAAUCCUCUGCCAUUUAGGAGUUAAAUCCCUUUGUUUAUGAACCCUAGUCACACCUCCCUGCUUGUGACUUGCACAGCCUUCCAUAAACACUUCCUGUAAAGAGAGCCCUAUUUAGGCUUUCUUUAUUGCAAGUUCUGUUUAAUUAAGAUUUUCUUAUCCCCUGCUAUGUUAAUAGCUUACUAGACCCUGCAAGAGCCUCCUGUAUGUGAUUAAAGUUCAAUUUAGAGAUUGAGAUACAAUUAUUUAAGGUAAAUUACAUCUGUUUGAAAGUGAAACCAGUUUUUUUUCAUACAGGCUCUGUCAAUCAUAGCCAGGGGAGGUGUGGCUAGGGCUGCAUAAACAUUAACAAAGUGAUUUAACUCCUAAAUGACAGUGAAUUGAGCAGUGAAAUUGCAGGGGAAUGAUCUAUACACUAAAACUGCUUUAUUUAGCUAAAGUAAUUUAGGUGACUAUAGUGUUCCUUUAAUACAAGGCACAGAGGGGGGCUGUACAAGAAGACCUCAGUAAUCCCAGCUCCACCUUUCCCAAGGAAGGGCGGUUGCGUGUACAUUUAAAUAAAUAAAAACCAAGUCUGUGUGUGAAUGUGUAUGUAUUUGUCGGUGAUUGUUGUGUGUUUGUGUGAAUCUGUGUAUGUUAGCAUGAGAAAAUAUGUGUAUUUAAAUAUUACAAUCACACAUGUCAAAUUAGGGAGUUGGGUACUAAACAACCGAAAAAUCUAAUUUAAAGGAACACUAUAGUGUGAAUAUAAUACUGUAUUCCUAACACUAUAGUGUCAUUCUGGUUCCACCCACCCCCACUGGUCAAGAAAGGGUUAAAAAUCUUUUCAGCCUCGAUCUCUCAACGAUCUAAUGAAAAGCAUGAGGAUGUCCAGCGUCGUUUCACAGAUAUAACUCUGUGAAGAUGCAGCAAGUGCCUAUAUUGGCUGUGUUGAAGACAGCCACUAGAGGCAGUCUUAACGCUGCAAUGUAAACAAAUUGCAGUUUCAGUGGACAGGGUCACUGCACCCAAGCCAUUUCAUUGAGAUGAAGUGGUCUGGGUGCCUAUAGUUAAGCUACUACACGAGCUGACUAGUGGAGUUGUCUUGUGAUUUCACAUUCAUUUAAAUCAGGAGUGGCCUCAGAAAGAACCCCGGCUGUUUUACAACAACUUACAUGAUGUUUUGCCAGCUUUAAAGAAAUACUUAACUACACUGUAGUUGUUAUUGUGGUAGGAGUACCCUGGCACUGUCCAACCAUUUUAGCACUUUUGCCUUAUGGGUCAGGUGAGCUUACACUUUGAUCUCUCAGCAGGUUAAUGGAUAACUCCCAAAUUUGUUAUUCUUGCAUAGAAUUGUCAUAUUUAAUAUCGAGAACACCAUUUAACGUUUGGCCAGAUAGAAAAAUAUAAAAAUGAACCACUAAUCAAAAAUCUUGGAAUUACUAAUCACCCUAAGCAUGCAAUAGAAGGGUGUAACUCCUAACUUGCAGGGUUUUUUUAUGUAGUGGUCAAACCUGUUUUUUAAAUAUGACUAAUGACUUAUUCGGUCAAUGUAUUAACAAGCACAAACACUGACUUCCAAGAGGAAGUUAAAGCAACUGUGACGGAACUCCCGUACUCAGAGUACCUCCGCCAGUUCGUCUUUCUUGCUGGAACUAUGGAGAACUUCAGACCCAGUCGCCGAAGCUUUACUGGUGUCUCUGAGACCUUCCACUGGACCAGCCUGCAGUAAAUAUAGCUCAGGAGACUCUCUCUCCUGUAGAAUAUUGAUUAUAGCUUUUCCCCAAACACAUUAGACGAGCCAGAAUGCAGGGGGUAGAUUGAUUUUUAUUGUACAGAACACAGCUAUUUAUACAGAACAGUGUUGACUCUCCCUGCAAGAGGUCCUCCAUACAAUAUACAGUACAAUUGUCUCUCCCUUGCGGCACUCUCUUUGGGGACUUAAUUACAUUAUCCCCAGCUAUCACUAUUGGUUACCUGCUGUGCCCUCACAGUCCUAGACAACAUGUCCACCAGAUCCAUCAUUUCCUGGACCAUACUCCCACACUCUAUAUAUCCCCAUAUAGCUCGUCACCAAACACCCUAGCUGUCUAAAUAGUGCCCUGAUUGGAGGAGUGGAGCCUGAGUUACAUGGUAUUAACAUUUUACCGGGUGUUGGCUUUUCUCUGAUCCAGUGAGGAGUACCAUGCAUGCAGAAACUUAGUCCCGGUCUUCAAAUAGUGGUUCCCUUACCUCUGGGAAGGGGAGGGCUCUCAAGCCCCAGGUAUCCUCCAAUGCCUCCUGACCUUCCCUCCAAAUAGCAUUCUAUUUGAAGAUUGGGGGACUGACCAGACAAGACAAUCCCGAUCCGAGGAACAGUUCAAGAGUGUUUCAGAGUAUCUCUCGGCCAGACACCUAAUGUGUAAAAUGAGCAAAUCGAUCCCCAGAGAUCCUCAAAUCUGUCCUUGGAAGCACAAUUAGUGUCUGGGGCCCCCAUACCCUUCUCUACAUCGACAGUAGCUACUUUUAGGGGCUCUUGGGACUAGGCCUCUUGUCUGAGGGAAGGAGGAUGGGCUUCACGCCUCUCUAAAAGUCUGUGGCAUGGGAGCUUCCAUCACAGCAACAUUCUAACAUUUAAAAGUAUUUUUGUAUUUAUUCUUAAUUUUAUUGUGUGCUUUACAAUGUUAGUAUUACUGGGUUCCCUAUUAAAAUAAUAAUAAUUCCAACAGCAGCUAUAUACUAAUGUUAAAGCUUACCAAACUAAUUAACAAAACAUUUUGAUAUCCCUAUGUACCAAACAGAUUAAAAUGAUUUUCAUUUAACCAAACUGCCUUGUGAACAUAAGUAUCUUUAUCAAGGUCUUGGAAUUUUCAUAUUUUUCUAACAUGAUUUAAAACAUAAAAAAAAUAAAUAAUAUAAUUUGUUGCUUAUUGGGUUAGCUUGAAAUAUUUCAAAUAUUUCCUCCUCCCACACACACACCAAUAGGUAUAGACAUUUCUGAUGACCAUCUCACUUUUAAACGUAUGUUGCCGGUGUCUGUCAGUGAUUUGCUACAUAAUUAAGAUUCCACAGGGAUGUACAGGAUCAUUUUAUGUUGGCUGAAUUAGCUUUUCCAUCCUGUAUAUCAUCCUGUAUAUCUGCUAUUGGAGGUCGCGUCUCUCUCCUGGUGAGUAGAUUCAUGGCUGUCAGGUUUCUUUACCUCCAGAGAUUGUUUGAGCAGUUCCAGUUCUGAGACUCAUUACAGUUUAGCAGCACACGUGGCAGACUUUUACCCCUGAUGCAGUUGACUGUUUGUCUUGUUUACAUAUGUUGGAAAAGGGAAAGACGACCGUGAUCUGUCAAGUGCUACUGUACUACAGCACCGUCACAAGUCUUCGUUUUCUGGCAGUCUUGUCCGGUACUCUUCUUAUACCGGUAAUAUAUUGGUGGAAAACAACUUCCAUGUUGCUUUAAGUCUUUUGUGUUCCAUGUUCUAUGCCAUCUAUCAGAUAUAUCUCUUAAAGGGAACGUAUAGUUUAGAAAAUAAUCAAUAUUUUGGGAUCAUAGGGUUCCCUCCUAUUGAUCAAUAAUCUAUUUGACUUGCCUAGUUUCUGGAGCCGAUAUUCCACUGCUGUAGUCUCUAUUGAGACAGCAUCGAAGCUGAUAUCACCUGCGAUCUCAUUCAAUACUUUAUAGAGAGGCAUCGGGGACACGAACACUUGCAUCACACAGCACCACUUUAAUGAAGAACCAAGUUUUUCUCCGUUAUGGGGGUGGAAGCUCUUGAAGUGGCUGCCAGGAAGACAGUCACUAGAGGCAUGAUUAACCCUCUCAUGUAGACAUUGCCGAUUUUACUAAAAAUACUACAGUACCACUGUACCCAGACCACUAAUUGAGAUUAAGUGGUCUAUUAAUGUUAAAAGUUGGUAAUAGCCAAGUAACACUCAAAUAUUUGUGUUCUUUACAAAAAUGUUUGAUUCUUUUUGUUUAAUGCCAAAUCUAGGUGAACUUUAAGUUAAGCUCAGCUGUGGUAUAUCGCAGUUACAAGUGUUAUUGUUUUAUGUGGCUGAGUAAUAAAGAUUAUCCUUGUUCUUCACCUGGUUAGACUGGUAGAAUAGAACUGUAUCAGUGCACUUGAUUGAAUAAGCAUUUGUUGUUUUGUAUUUCCUGCAGGCCAGCUAGAGACAUAAGCCGUUUUUUUGGUUUGUCGUAACCGAUUUAAAAAUGGCAAGUACAGAAGAAGAAUUCUCUCUCAAGGAAGUUCUGAUCCACUUCAAGUCCUGCUUGCUGGAUGAUGAUAAAGAUGUUCUUCUGGAGCAUUACCUGAAUGGUUGGAAAGGAUUGGUUAGGUACAGUACAUUCUUUGCUAUCAACCCUUUAGACAAAUGAAGGGAUUUACUAAAAUGGCCAGUGUAACACGGUAGUGGUUAUGAUGUCAGAGGAUCUCUGGCACCAUCUCACAGAAAGUAGUCAAACCAUUUCUGAACAUUUAGAUGAUGCUUUGCACCAGUUUCAUCCAAACAUAUGCGGAAUAGUCGUCACUUUUGCUGAAGGAGCUGUAAUUAGUGCUAUGAGAUUAUUAUUAUAAUAAUUAUAUUUAUAGAGCGCCGUCAAAUUCCGCAGCGCUUUACAAUGGGUGGAUGAACAGACAUGUAGUUGUAACCAGACAAGUUGGACACACAGGAACAGAGGUGUUGAGGGCCCUGCUCAAUGAGCUUACAUGCUAGAGGGAGUGGGGUAAAAUGACACAAAAAGGUAAGGAUAGUAUUAGACUAGUGACAGCUGCAGAAGAGGAAUCAGUCAGGAGCUAUUAACAGUUUAAUUGAUACGCUUUUAUGAAGAAGUGGGUUUUUAACGAUUUUUUGAAGGAGUGGAGACUGGGUGAGCAUCUAACGGAGAAGGGAAGCGAGUUCCUCAGGAACGGUGCAGCCCUCGAGAAAUCUUGAAGGCGAGCAUCAGAGGUGGGUGUACGGACAGAAGAUAGACGUAAGUCUUCAGCAGAUCGUAAGGGCCUAGACGGGACAUACUUGUGUAUAAGGGAGGAUAGAUAGGUGGGAGCAGCAUUAUGUAGAGAUUUGAAAGCAAGAACCAGAAUUUUAAAUUGAGCUCUAUAUUUUAUAGGAAACCUAUGUAGGGACUGACAGAAGGGUGAGGCAUGGGAGGUGCGGGCGGACAGGAAGAUGAACCUCGCCGCCGCAUUCAUUAUGGACUGUAACGGUGCAAGUUGGGAGCACAUAAGACCACUAAGAAGCGGAUUACAGUAGUCAAGGCGAGAAAGGACAGUGGAAUGGACCAUCACCGUAGUCGCAUCUGGCGUUAAGUAGGGGCAGAUGCGCGCAAUGUUUUUGAGAUGGAAAUGACAGGAUUUGGCGAUAGGUUUAACAUGAGGCUUGAAGGAGAGGUCGGUGUCAAAGAGAACACCUAGACAACGAGCCUGCGUGGUGGAGCUGAUGGUAGCACCGAGGGAGACAGACACAGGAGUAACAACACUUGAGGGAGGAAAGACCAGAAUUUCAGUUUUGGUCAAGUUUAGUUUAAGGACGUAGGCAGCCAUCCAGUUAGAAACAGCAGAGAGGCAGUCAGAGACACUAGUCAAGAGGGACGGGGAGAGAUCAGGAGAGAACAGGUAGAUUUGCGUGUCAUCUGCAUAGAAAUGAUAUUGAAAGCCAAAGGAGCUAAUGAGUUUACCAAGGGAGGCAGUAUAGAUGGAAAACAGUAGGAGACCAAGGACUGAACCUUGGGGGACACCAACAGAGAGGAGUUGGGGAGAAGAAGCAGAGCCAGAGAAAGAAACACUGAAAGAGCGCUGGGAGAGGUAGGAGAGGUAGGAGGAGCACCAGGAGAGAGCAGUAUCUUGUAGACCGAUAUUACGGAGGAUGAAAAGAAGCUGUUGAUGAUCAACGGUGUCAAAAGCCGCAGACAGGUCAAGGAGAAUUAGGAUAGAGUAGUGACCACAAGAUUUUGCAGUGAGUAGAUCAUUGGAAACUUUGGUCAGUGCCGUUUCCACAGAGAGCUUAGCGCGGAAACCAGACUGAAGCGGGUCUAGCAGAGAGUUGGACUCGAGGAAGUCUGUCAAUCUCACAUACACUAUUUUUUCAAGGAUCUUGGAUGCAAAAGGCAGUAGCGAGAUAGGACGAUAGUUGGAUGGGGAGUUAGGGUCAAGAUUGGGCUUCUUUAGAAUUGGGGUUACAGUUGCAUGUUUGAAGGGCAAUGGAAAUAUACCAGAUGAGAGAGAGAGAUUGAGAAUUUUAGUGAGAGGUGGAGAAAGAGAAGAAGACAGAGUACGGAUGAGAUGCGAGGAAAUUGGAUCUAAGAUUUGAAUUGGAGAUAAGGAGCUUGGGAAUCCAGGUAGAUGUCACAUCAUUCGAAAAUUAUUUGACUAUUUCCCAUGGGGCUGUUUCCUCUCUGCUGAUUGACAGAUGCAAAGGUAGAGCUUGUUACCAUGAUUUCAGCCAAGAUGGAGGAACUCAGGGAUGUACAUUUCUAAAUGAUUAUUUUUGUUAAAAAAAAAAUUUAAGCCUCACAAACCCAUAUUUGUUGAUGAUAAUCCUUGGGAAGGACUCUUUUUAUCAAUAUAUAUUACAUCAGGGAUCAACAUUUUCACUUGCCAACUAUGUAUUGUAGGGAUCUUUUGAUUGUUGAUUUUUUUAUUUAUUUUUUAGAGCUGAUACAGAUAAUCUGUGAAUUUUCAGGCCCAUAACUUACUGAUAUUCUUUACAUUUACCGUAUGAUUUAUUUAUUUAUUUCAAAAAAAUUUAUUACGUGGUAAAUGCACAAAAUAUACAUGCCAGUCAGAUUUUUUUUUCAUGUUUUCAUGAAUAUUUAUGUUUGUGUGUAGUGGAUGCAGUGAGAGUAUUUCAUUAGUAAAUAAAUGCAGUGUGUGUGUUUGUGUAGUCAAUGCAGUGUGGGUAGUGGGGGCAAUUUGUAUGUUUGUUUAGUGGAUGCAGUGUGGGUAGUGGAUUCAGUGUGUUUGUGUGUACAUAUGUGCGGUAGGAACUCCCCUCCUCCUCACCCCUUGCCUGUCUCUUAGUGCCCACCCCCAUUCCUCUUCCUUCUCUUUUAGUGGUCCUCCCCCUUCCCAAGUGUUCCUUUUCCCUCCCCUGUACCUUAAUGUCCUCCCUUAAUGUUCCUCUCUCCCCCCCAGUGUUCUUCAUCCCCCUUCCCUGUCCCAUAGUGUUCUUCACCCCCAUUCCCUGUCCAUUAGUGUUCUUCAACCCCUCUUCCCUGUCCCAUAGUGUUCUUCACCCAACUUCCCUGCCCCAUAGUUUUCCUUUCCACCCUCCUGCCCCAUAGUGUUCCUUACCACCCCUGUCCCAUAGUGAUCCUUAACACCCCCGAUCCCUUAGUGCUCCUUGCUCUCUCUCGGUGUGUCUCGUGGUAGCGUGGCUGAGCGGAGCAGUGCGCACCGCGGUACAGGAGAUUGUCUCUCAGUGAGCACUUCCUUUCAGUCCAGCCAGGUACAGGAAACAUAAGUUUCCUGUACCACGGUGCACACUGCUCUGCUCGGCCACGCUAUACAGAGUGCCUGGCAGGAGGGAGCGCUGUGCGUCCACCUCCUGCCGGUCACUCCGAUCUAGCGCCUUCCCCGAAGUUGGCCACUUGUGCCAAGUUAUGGACGCACCGGCCCACUCAUUCAUUAUCGGUAUUGCCCGCAAAACCGAUAAUCGGUCGAUCCGUAAUGUUUUGGUGAGUGUGUAAUGAAAAUGUAUAGUGUUUUCUUAACCUCUAUCUAUCUUUCUCUCACUCUAUCCAUCCCCUUAUUUAUAUGUUGUCUUCUUUUGAGUUUUUAGGAUAAAAUAUAAAUGCUGGGAAACUCCAAAUACAUGACACUCAGAAAUAGAAUAUAAUAGAAUAUAGAAUAUAAAUAUAUAUAUUUUUUCAUAGCUUCAAGCUGAUUUUAUAGUAGUGUUUGUUUUUCACACUUUUGCCACAGUUAGUUUAAGGCUUUAUGUAUUCACUAUUUUUAUGCUCAAAAUGUGUUUUGGUUUUAUUCCUUUGUUGAAUAUAUGUCUCAUUUCUUUAUGUUGUCAUAAAUGUACAGAAACCGUUUUAUUUAAAAAGAUCAUCUGGGAUAAUCUCAAGUGUUCUUUUAUCUCAGGUUUAUGAACAGUCUCGGAAGUAUUUUUUCAUUUGUAUCAAAGGAUGCUGUGAGUAAAAUUCAGAUCAUGGAAAACUACUUGAAGGGGGAAAGUGGAGAGAGGUAUCGGUCUCUCCAGUCCAUGAUUGAGUAUGAGUUAAGUGGUAACCUAGUGGAUUUAACACAACGCUCUGGUCAUCCCGACUCUGGCUGCCGCACAUUACUGCGCCUGCAUCGUGCUCUGCGUUGGUUACAACUGUUUUUGGAGAAGUUAAGAAUAAGUAGUGAAGAUAGUAAGACCUCCACCUUAUGUUCAGAGGCUUACAAUGACUCUUUGGCCAACUACCACCCCUGGAUCAUACGCAAAACCGCAUCUGUUGCCUUUCUUGCUCUCCCAGUUCGUAACAAGUUCUUUGAGGUGAUGAAUGUUGGAACUCCAGAAGAAGUGGUAGACAUGCUUGGGGAGGCCCUUCCCUAUGUGUCCAAAGUAUAUGACUUUACGGAGGAGCAGUACUCGCAACACAACCUGCUGAACCUACCUUAAAACAUCAUAAACGUCAAAAUAUGAAUAUAGGUUAUCACACAAAUAAAAUGAUGUAUGUGUGAAUAUCAUGAUUCCUGCCAGGUGCUCAGAAGCUUAUUGUAACAAAUGAGCCUUUUACAGUUGUAAAUAUACUUUUCCCAUUGAUUCCUAGGCGACUAAAGCCUGCUUUUGAAAUGUCAUGUGUGUUGUCACUGAUAGGUAUUGAACAUGCAGUCAUAAAAUGGACACGGACCAAAGGUCUUUCUUUUAAUGGAACUUUUUUUUUUUUUUUUAUUAAAGUGUUUACAUUAUAGUUCUUACUUCUUGUUCCGUAUGAAUUUAUGUAUACAUUUUGGAAGAAAUGUCAGUGAAGUUUAUUUAUUAAAAUGUGGAUUGAUGGGAGUUGAUAACCAAACUGCAAAAAAUAGCUGGUUUGGAAAAGAUUCUCCAACUUCGCCAUAAUCAUGUCUUGUCUUAUAAUAACCUAAAUUUUGCACAUUUGUUUUCAAUUCACUACUGUUUAGUGAAUAUACCCCCAUUAUGACCAUACACUUACCUCUAGGAACACUUGUCAAACUCCAUUUUCUCAACUAAGCUGAUAAAACAACAGUUAGAUUAAUAGUAUACUGCUUUCUUACACAAUGUAGGGCCCUAAAAGUACGUUUUUUAGAUGACUACUUGUUAAAAAGCCCUAUGUCUUGGUAUAAAAAAGGGGUUUUAAUAAAAUAUUUUGGGAUUCAAUAAACUAAGGGCUAUAUUGGCACAUAUGGGAUAGUUUCUGAAAAUUCGGGCAUUACGGAGUCUUUUUUUUUUUAUUUUACUCCUGCUGUACUUUAAUGGAACACUUAAAACACCAUAACAAUGGUCAAACUGUUUUAGGGUGGUCUGCCAGGUGCUGUUCUCUUCUUUCACUACAGCCAACCGCUUUGAAGCUUCUGUUAGCUGUCCUGGACUAAACCAUGCAGGGCUAGCUCAUUGGCUGAGACAGGGAGCUUCCAGCUCUAUGUAGAAUGUAUUGGAGAAGGGGAGUGUUGCUCUGCAAAUCCCAAAUAAGAAUUCACACUGUUCUAAAACAGAAUGGGGGGAAGCUUCAGUGCAUUAUUUGCACCAUAACUGUAUGAAGGCAUUUUAGUGGUUACAGGGCUUGAAGUGAUUCUUUAAUGCUGGUUGGCUCUGUAGAACUAUGAACAGAUUUGGGAAUGUUAAAGGGAGAUCUCUAAAACAAAGAAUGCUGUAACUUGUGAUUGAAUUUAUUUAUGCCAAACACAUUUGUCUGUACCUCGUGUUCAAUGAAAUGUUUACUUGAAUAUACUCGAAUAAAGCACUUUGCUGGUGAUACAGAAUACCCAGCAGUCACUGCUGUGUCUUUCUAUGCAUUUAUUUUCUGUGACACGGC